Molecule: messenger RNA, 1482 nt
Organism: Aspergillus welwitschiae
Lineage: Eukaryota; Fungi; Ascomycota; Eurotiomycetes; Eurotiales; Aspergillaceae
Exons: 2
Coding region: 277-1092 (271 amino acids)
Source: RefSeq, a predicted model, not a curated record
CUCAGAUCCGCCUCGCUGCCAUCCAAUUCACCUCGGGGAUUCCCUCUUCACUCAUCAAUUACCCUGGAUAUUUUAUAAACCUUUUCGGAGUCACUCGCGCCCCCGCACUAUAAAAACACCCCUAAUCGCGCAUCUCCGAACACCCUAAAAUCAUCCCCAACCUGUUCGCUCCUCCGACAUCCCUUGACCAUCAACCAACACCACAACAACACUCAUCAAUUGCACCACUCAAAGCUACCAUCAUCUACCUCUCACUCACCACACCAAUCCACCACAAUGGAAGAAAGCCGCCAACCCUCCACGACCUCCAACCCCCCCAGCGUCGAAAACGCCUACAAACGCAAAUGCCUGGCCCUAAAGAAGCGCCUCAACGAAAUCGAAGAAGAAAAUGAAAUGAUGCGUCUCCGCAACCGUCGCGGCUGGCAAUACAUCCAGAAAAUGCGCCUCGAGUCAUGCAUUCUCCUGGAACGGUUGGCCAAAGUCACCGGCAUGACGGAGGAGGCGCAGGCAGGCGUGAACCCGGAACUGCGCGCUCGAGCAUCAGCGAUGAUGACGAAUGUUGCGGCGGUGACGGGCGGAGAGGCGGGGAAGAACGGUGCUGCUGGUGUGCCACAGUCUCUGGAGGAUGAGACGGAGGGGAGUUCGGAUGAGCAGCCGCCUACUCCCCAGGAAAGGCCUCUGCGCGUGAAGCGAUCCAGGAAAUCCAACUUGCCCAAUGACGCUAAUUUGGAGGAUGAGGCGGCCAACAAUGAUACCAACAAUGACAGCAACAGCAAAGAGAAGGAGAAGGAGAAAGACGCCAAGGAUAAGGACGCGACGGAAUCUGGCGCCGCAGCUGAUGGUGAUAAUGGUAAUGGAGAUUCGUCCUCUUCGUUGCCGCGACUAGCCCCCGCCCCGUCGCAGGACGAAAUGACCUCUUCUUUCCGCAUUCAACCGGGUAGUAACGGGUCCUCGAAUGAUAAGGAGGGUGCUAGUGAUCGCGGGAGCCAUAACCCCGAGUCUGCGGAGCAGAGGGGUGAUGGUGCGGAGGAUGAGACGACGCCGAUGGAUAUGGAUGCGAAGGAGGAACUUAAGGAGGAGAGGGAGGGGUGAUUAACUAUACCAUAACCAUACCCUAGACUUUUCGUUUUUUUUCUCUUUUCUUAUUCCUACUAUUAUAUGGAAUGUUUCCGUUCCGUGGUGCUCUAUAUUCUUGUGUUAUCGUGGUAAUGGGUGUUAUUGAUCUCUGGGUUAUUAUUUUUCUGUCUUGGGGGUGAGGGCCUCUGUUGUUGUUUCUGGCCCCUCUUUUUCUCUUUAUUCAUUCUUCCUUUCUGUUCUAUAGUAUACGAUGGGCAAAAGCGGUACUCUCUUCUUGUGUGUAUGUGUAAGAGAGGGAGUAGGAGGUAUAUCUGCCUACUUAUAGAAUAGUCAUCCUUUGCUCUGUGUAACCAGUAGAUAUUAUAUGUGCAUCGAUUAUGUCUUGUCAUGGAUACUCAACCUGUC